AUGGCACACUCCCUACGCCAAUGGUCAUGGCCUCGGAAAUAUGAAGGUCUACAUUGGCGAUUUCUUAGGAUGGUCACCCAAGACUCACUCCAACAGCGUAACUUACACCUUCAUAAUGCCAAAAUAGAUUAUACUUCAUCAAGAAAAUCUCACCUUCUCGUGGGAUAUGAAGUCGAAGAGGAGAUUCGACUCAUUCCAAACGUAGCUUACACCUUCAUAAUGCUAUAUGAAUCAUAUUUAGUGAGAAAGCUCACCUUUUCAGAAUUUGUGAAGAGCCCAUCAUUCUUAUACAAACACGAGAAAAGCACGGAACGAGGAUCUUCUACAAGCACAGGACGACAACAACAAAGCACGAAAUGCGCGAAACAACAACAACCUACAAGCACGAAACAACAGACUUCUACAAGCGCGAAACAACAAACUUCUACAAGCACGAAACAAACUACAAACGCAGAACAAAAAAGUUAA
This is a messenger RNA of Dentiscutata heterogama, 468 nucleotides long. The record is from the annotation of a GenBank genome assembly. Lineage: Eukaryota; Fungi; Glomeromycota; Glomeromycetes; Diversisporales; Gigasporaceae.